GUGACAACAGUCCAAGAAAGACGCCAGCAUCGUAAGGAUUAUUACAUCGGGAAGUAUAAAUCACAACUGGAUUAUCGUCUUUGUGGCAGACGGAUAAAUGUUCUCUCUACAUCGUAACUAACAGUUGUCUUUCUUGCGGCCAUUAGCUCCGUCAACCAAAAUGGCCGCUGAAUCGGACUUCAACGUGUCUGGAAAGAAAAGAUGUUAUCUCGACAACGCCGAAGAAAAAUUUCAUGUAAGUUCCUCUAAAAUGAGCAAAGACAGUGAGUCUCAGGCAGCUAUAACCCCACCAACGUCGGCUGCAGGUUGUGGUUGUUUGUCAUCCACACCGACUACUUUUUUGGAAUCUGUGAAGUCAGCAGUACCGUGUUUAGAUCCGGAGAGCCAAAAGGACAUCAUACUGUCACCGAUAUUGGCAGGGGCACAGGCUGAUUUCAUGGACAGUUCAUCUGCCAUGUGCGCCGGGGAGGCAGUGUUUGGGGAUAAACUCUACCAGCAUGCUUCGUGUGCGUCACAAACAUUUGGAAAUUCGUACAAGUGGAACACCGAACAAACUGAUGCAAGACCUCGCCGAGAGCUCCAUGACACCAUGAUUAUGACAUCCGGCGUAUCCAAGGAAACCCGCUCGCUUCUCAUUACAGAGAACUGUAAUGAAGGGCUGAGGCAGAGCAUCGAACAGGUGGUGUCGGACCACGAGCUGUUAGUUUCGUCUCCCAGCGAGGCGCUCGUCGUCUGCAGCGAGCGCGUGUUCCAGCUGGUGUGGGUGCAGCUGCCCAAUCCCCCGUCGGAGGAUUACCUCAGCGUAAUCACUGCCAUCAGGUAUUCCAGUAAAUACAACAGAAAGACCAUCAUCUUAGGCGUAACCAGUGGACAACCAGAAAUCGAUCUUCAUCUUCACGGCGUGGAUGAAAUUUUGCUGGAACCUGUGUCAGUGGCGACAAUUCGACAAAAGUAUUUCGACUGGACGUCCGUCAAGCUCAUACCGUAUCACGACAUCGGGCUAAAGGAGACGGCCAUAGCGCCAGCCACGCCAGAGUCAAGCGUAAGCACGGAGUCGACCAGCAUCGAGAUCAGCUUGUCCUCUCUGGCCUCGGUCGUCACGAACGAUAGUGGUAUCCAAGGCGACACAGACAUGGUGGACCUCAAACCACCGCCAGCUUUUCUGUUUCCGUCCCAGCAGAGUCAGCCACAGCCACAACCCACUAAAGACUCCAAGUUCGGGGUCAACGUGCCAGCUCAGGUCAGCGGCCCAUCCACCCCACCCUCCUGGUGUCGCAUGGAACACGCCACGAAAGAGAAGCACCGCAGUUCGUCUCAAGUCCACAGGGAACGGAUCAAGGACAGCUGCGAUCAGCUGAGGGUCCUCCUGCCGUACGUCCGCGGCCGCAAGACGGACAUGGCCUCUAUUUUGGAGAUGACCGUCGACUACCUCAAGAUCGUCAACUCCAAACUGCCCCACGAGUUCCACUCUCAUGUGCUGGACAUGAUGACCAAAGGCAACGCUGCUGCCACUUGCGGGUCGAGACGAGCCUCGGGGUCUGGAGGACGGGGUGCUGGAGGGAGAGGGGGCAGAGGGCGGGGCUCCAAGCGCGGGACCACCUCCCCCUCCAAAAGCUUGAGUGCAAGCAGCAUCACUAUCUUAAACAGCAGCACCGAGCAGCAGGCGGACAACUUCCUGUGCACCACUCCAGGCCGGAUGCUGACUCGCUCUUUGUCCCGUACCGGCUACUCGCCGUCCGGCAGUGGCGGUAAAGGAUCCAGUGGGACUCGUGGCUGCAGGACAAACAAACGCAACCAGUCUGCGACCUCUGGUCUGACCCUCUCUCCGGCAGGAGGUCGUGUCAGCGUGUUCUACUCAGGUGACAGCAAAGAAAGAGGCUUCCUUCAGCCGUCGCACCACAUGGCAACGCUCCUAGUUUCAGACGGCUCCCCGCCCUCUCCCAUCACCUCCACGCCCACAUCGUCGCACGGCCUCAACCCCGUAAGCAUGCACAUGACCUGCACGGCGUCGCCCGCGUCGUCGUCGUCGAUGGCGGAAAUCGGAAGCAUGACCUCGGGCCCUCGCCUGUUCGCCUCAGCGGCUCACCUGGCCCUCGAGCGGCUUGUCUCUCAAAGCGGCUAUGGUGCGCCACCGGGCUCCAUGACUUCUGCUCUCCCGACGAGAUUCUCGCUGGGCGGCGAGCGGGACACAGCCAGCAGUAGCAGUGGUUUGUCCAUGGGAACAGCUGGGAUGGCCAUCCCCUGCACCACCUCGGGCAUGGUGGGAUACGGGGAAUCCCCGGCGGCCCCUACAGGCUACUACCACUACUACUCUGGCAUGGCGGACUUAAGUUCCGCAUACGCCGUCGCAGGCGGAGGAGGGGGAGGAAACGGGGGUGGCAUUGGCGUUUGCGGAGGCGGAUCGGCAGGUAGCGGCAGCGUUGUGACGUCACUGUGCAACGACUUUUUGACCUCCACCCCGCUGAUGCGCCUUCCCACCAGCUGCUCCUCGGCCUUCGCCUCCCGCCUGCCGCCGGCACCCUCUCGUGGCAAGGUGGAGGAGCCAGACCAGCAUUUCCAGUCCUUGACGGAGGCGGAAGACGUGUACGGCUCCUUGAACAGCGCCACCAAGGGCGGCAACUAACAACCGACAAGGAAACAACGGUGAGAGAUGUGAACUGCAGUUCCAUGACGUUUAUAGAGAUGAACCGCAGUUUCAUGACAUGUAAUUUGCCAUAUGCUGACGUCAACUGAUUAUGUAUUGCUGUAGCAUACCUUCUGUCCAAUGUUGAAGCUUUGAUAGAAGUGAACUAAGUAUCAACCAAUGGAUUGGGGUUAAAAAAAAAAAAUUAAAAUUUGAGUUUAUGCGAAUAUUUUCUCAUAACAUUUUGUUACCUCUUGUUCAAGAUUAUCCCUUAGGUGGGACUGUUGGAUGUUAAUAAAAAUUCCUACGACAUUGCAACGAAGUAAACAGGGUACUAUUUUUUAUUGUUAUUACUAAUUGUUGUAAUCAAAAUUGAGACUAAAACAAGAAGUUACGAUUUUUGUAUACUGAUAAUAUAAGAUGUAAGAGUUUCUGUUAACAGUGAUAAGUUUGGCUCAAAGAUUAGAGCUGAGAAAUGACAUUUUAUAUUCAGUUGUCUUAGAAUAAGUAAUUGUCAAAGUUGUAAGAAAAAUUAUAUUAAUUUAUUAUUAAUUGGAAUUAUAAAUUUGAAAAUAUCUGUAUAAAACAAAUGAUCAAGCAUAUCUGAUAAAUAAAAAUAUUAAGUUUUGUGAUACAAUUUGUGUUAAAUGGUAUGCAGUGAGGUGACAUUUUAGAUCACAGCAUUAUGAAUUUCAUAUUACUGCAAAAUAAGUUUUCAGAUGGACUUUAUUUUCAGAUGCAUUCAGUAGUUAGUAGAGUCUGAAGUAGGUGUUAUAAAAAUCUAGUAAGCUAUAUAUUGAGAUGACUUCAACAGCAAGCACAAAAAUAUAGAACUGUAAUGUGUGUGUGUGUGAGGGUGAGAUAGAUGAAGAAAAAAAAAACACA
This is a messenger RNA of Pomacea canaliculata, 3508 nucleotides long. RefSeq lists its product as uncharacterized. The coding region runs from base 161 to 2623 and encodes 820 amino acids. Lineage: Eukaryota; Metazoa; Mollusca; Gastropoda; Architaenioglossa; Ampullariidae. The transcript has 13 exons. The record is from RefSeq and is a predicted model, not a curated record. Gene Ontology annotation, cellular component: nucleus. Gene Ontology annotation, molecular function: RNA polymerase II cis-regulatory region sequence-specific DNA binding; DNA-binding transcription factor activity, RNA polymerase II-specific; protein dimerization activity. Gene Ontology annotation, biological process: spermatogenesis; regulation of DNA-templated transcription.